Molecule: messenger RNA, 8341 nt
Organism: Globicephala melas (long-finned pilot whale)
Lineage: Eukaryota; Metazoa; Chordata; Mammalia; Artiodactyla; Delphinidae
Gene: DLGAP3
Product: DLG associated protein 3
Biological process (GO): signaling
Cellular component (GO): postsynaptic specialization; glutamatergic synapse
Molecular function (GO): molecular adaptor activity
Source: RefSeq, a predicted model, not a curated record
CUUCCUGGUCCCCGGGAAAUCCAGCCUCCGUGGCUUGGCCGCCUCCCGCUCCCGCGCCCGCAGCCGCUCGGCGCUCGCUCGGGGCUCAGCAGCCAGCGUGGCCCCUCAGCCUGGGGCUCCGCAGUGCCGGGCCCCGUCCUUGCCCGCCCGCCAGCCGCCGCAGCGCCCCCGGCCCGGGCCGCCGGCACCAUGUAACCCGGCCGGAGCCCAAGCCGGGCCAGGAGCUAGUGGUCCUGAGCCUUUUGAAGUUAGGAUUCUGCCUGGCGGUGGGAAUCCUGACACCAAGGAUGGGACAACCCGGAUGGAGGUUCCUGGGGCCUGGCCCCCAGCACUAUGAAGAGCCCUUGCUGAGGCCAUGAGGGGUUAUCAUGGCGACCGAGGCAGCCAUCCCCGCCCAGCCCGCUUUGCCGACCAGCAGCAUAUGGACGUGGGCCCCGCUGCCAGGGCUCCAUACCUGCUGGGCUCCGGGGAGGCCUUCUCCACCGAGCCCCGCUUCUGUGCCCCAAGAGCUGGCCUGGGACACCUUUCUCCUGAAGGGCCCCUGAGCCUGAGUGAGGGACCAGCGUCAGGCCCCGAGGGAGGGCCGGGAGGGGCCGGGGUUGGGGGGGGUAGCAGCACCUUCCCCAGGAUGUACCCUGGCCAGGGCCCCUUCGACACCUGUGAAGACUGUGUGGGCCACCCACAGGGCAAGGGUGCCCCCCGCCUGCCUCCCACACUUCUGGACCAGUUUGAAAAGCAGUUGCCCGUUCAACAAGAUGGCUUCCACACGCUGCCAUACCAGCGAGGGCCAGCAGGGGCCGGGCCCGGGCCAGGGUCUGGCACUACCCCGGAGGCCCGCAGCGAGAGCCCCAGCCGCAUCCGGCACCUGGUUCACUCUGUGCAGAAGCUGUUUGCCAAGUCCCACUCUCUGGAGGCGCCAGGGAAGCGGGACUAUAAUGGGCCCAAGGCUGAGGGCAGAGGUGGCUCCGGCGGAGACAGCUACCCUGGCCCGGGCUCUGGAGGCCUCCACACCUCCCACCACCACCAUCACCACCACCACCACCACCACCAGUCCCGGCAUGGCAAGAGGAGCAAGAGCAAGGACCGCAAGGGGGAUGGACGGCAGCAGGCCAAGGCCGCGGGCUGGUGGAGCUCCGACGACAACUUGGACAGUGACAGCGGCUUCCUGGCCGGUGGGCGGCCCCCUGGGGAGCCUGGUGGUCCCUUCUGCCUGGAGGCUCCAGAUGGGUCCUACCGGGACUUGAGCUUCAAGGGGCGCUCGGGCGGGUCGGAAGGCCGCUGUCUCGCCUGCACUGGCAUGUCCAUGUCACUGGACGGACAAUCGGUCAAGCGGAGUGCCUGGCAUACCAUGAUGGUCAGCCAGGGCCGGGAUGGAUACCCAGGGGCCGGGCCAGGCAAGGGGCUCCUGGGUCCAGAGGCCAAGGCCAAAGCCAGGACUUAUCACUAUCUGCAGGUGCCGCAAGAUGACUGGGGGGGUUACCCCACUGGGGGCAAGGACGGGGAGAUCCCCUGCCGCAGGAUGCGGAGCGGCAGCUACAUCAAAGCCAUGGGGGAUGAGGAGAGUGGAGACUCAGAUGGCAGCCCCAAGACAUCUCCCAAAGCGGUCGCCCGGCGCUUCACCACCCGCCGCUCCUCCAGCGUGGACCAGGCCCGGAUCAACUGCUGUGUCCCACCCAGGAUCCACCCCCGGAGCUCCAUCCCUGGCUAUAGCCGUUCCCUCACCACCGGACAGCUCAGCGAGGAGCUGAACCAGCAGCUGGAGGCCGUGUGCGGGUCCGUGUUUGGGGAGCUGGAGUCCCAGGCCGUGGACGCCCUGGACCUGCCCGGCUGUUUCCGCAUGCGGAGCCACAGCUACCUCCGGGCCAUCCAGGCCGGCUGCUCUCAAGACGAUGACUGCCUGCCCCUCCUUUCUACCCCUGCCUCUGUCUCAGGGAGGCCCGGCUCCUCCUUCAACUUCAGAAAGGCCCCGCCCCCCAUCCCACCGGGAAGCCAGGCCCCGCCCCGCAUCUCCAUCACCGCCCAGAGCAGCACCGACUCCGCCCAUGAGAGCUUCACCGCGGCGGAGGGCCCAGCCCGGCGCUGCAGCUCCGCCGACGGGCUGGACGGCCCGGCCAUGGGCGCGCGCACCCUGGAGUUGGCGCCGGUGUCACCCCGGGCCAGCCCCAAGCCCCCCACACUCAUCAUCAAGACCAUUCCAGGCAGGGAGGAGCUGCGGAGCCUGGCGCGGCAGCGGAAGUGGCGGCCGUCCAUCGGGGUGCAGGUGGAGACUAUCUCAGACUCGGACACGGAGAACAGGAGUCGAAGAGAGUUCCACUCCAUCGGUGUACAGGUGGAAGAAGACAAGAGGCGGGCGAGGUUCAAGCGCUCCAACAGUGUGACAGCCGGCGUGCAGGCCGACCUGGAGCUGGAGGGCCUGGCCGGCCUGGCCACCGUGGCCACAGAAGACAAGGCCCUGCAGUUCGGACGCUCCUUCCAGAGGCACGCCUCUGAGCCCCAGCCCGGGCCCCGGGCCCCCACCUACUCAGUCUUCCGCACGGUCCACACGCAGGGCCAGUGGGCCUACCGCGAGGGCUACCCACUGCCGUAUGAGCCGCCGGCCACCGAUGGGUCGCCCGGCCCCGCCCCUGCCCCUACCCCCGGCCCCGGGUCCGGGCGCCGUGACUCCUGGAUGGAGCGCGGCUCACGUAGCCUCCCCGACUCAGGCCGCACGUCCCCCAGCCCACGGGAUGGCGAGUGGUUCAUCAAGAUGCUGAGGGCGGAGGUGGAGAAGCUGGAGCACUGGUGCCAGCAGAUGGAGCGCGAGGCGGAGGACUAUGAACUGCCGGAGGAGAUCCUGGAGAAGAUCCGCAGUGCCGUGGGCAGCACACAACUUCUCCUGUCCCAGAAGGUUCAGCAGUUCUUCCGGCUGUGUCAGCAAAGCAUGGACCCCACUGCGUUCCCCGUGCCCACCUUCCAGGACCUGGCGGGUUUCUGGGACCUCUUGCAGCUCUCUAUCGAGGAUGUUACCCUCAAGUUCCUGGAGCUACAGCAACUCAAGGCCAACAGCUGGAAACUCCUGGAGCCUAAGGAGGAGAAGAAGGUCCCUCCGCCGAUACCAAAGAAGCCCUUGCGGGGCCGGGGCGUGCCGGUGAAGGAGCGCUCCCUGGACUCGGUGGACCGGCAGCGGCAGGAAGCUCGCAAGCGGCUCCUGGCGGCCAAGCGCGCCGCCUCCUUCCGCCACAGCUCGGCCACCGAGAGCGCCGACAGCAUCGAGAUCUACAUCCCCGAGGCCCAGACCAGGCUGUGACCGGCCCGGCCCGCCCAGCCCGGGCCCGGGCCCGCGGUUUUCUACCCGUACUGUACACCCAGCGUCGAGGUCACUGUGAACGCGGGCUGCCCCGUGCGCCCGCCCCGCCGGCACCGCACGCCCCGGCCCCUCCUGCCCGUCACGGUCUCGUGGGUUUUUUACCUUCCCGACCCCACGCGAAGGCGCCCGGGCUGGGCUGGGGGCCGUGCCUCUCCGCCCUGCGCUCCCACCGGGACCCCCCACCUUCCAGGUCCGACGCUUCGUCCCCACCUCCUCCCCACGGGCACCAUCUCUGCCAUUACCCCACGGGCCAGGCCGGGCCGGCUCCCCCAUCUGGGCUCUGCGUCCCCCCCACCCCGCGGGGCUGGGCUUCGUGGGGAAUCAAGCUUCGUGGCUUUUUAUGAAGACUCCCGAACCCCGCCUAGGAGCCCGCCCCACCCUCCCAGGGGCUCUACCCUCAGCCCUCAGCCCACUGGGCCCAGGGACCACAGUGGCUGGACCAACCCAGGACCAGGGCGCCUGGGCCUCUCCCCUUUCCCAGCUGCUGGGGAGGGGAGAUGGGGGCUUCCCCUCACCACACCUGUGGCUGUUCCCACAUCCCCUUGAGUAUCCCAGGAAAAAUAAAACGGCAGAACUGCACUCGAGCCAGCUGCUCUCUCCAGAAGAAGCCACCUCUGCCCGAGCCUGGGACAGGGGGUGGAGGGAGGAGAGGCCGGAGCCCAGGCUUUUGGUCUGGGGAGAGCGGGGUUGUCUGGGCCAGCUGGGGGAAUGGGGAUUCGGCCCCGCCGGGUGGCGACAGAGGACCUGAGCCCUCCUGGAGGGGCCCGGGUGGGUUGAAGGGGCCCGGGUGGGGUGAAGACGCCUGUCUUCCAAUUCCUCCUAGUUUAGUCCGGUUCCCUUUCUGCCUUCCAGUUCCCCAGGGUUUCCCCAGAGAGGGAAGCCCAGAGCCCAAUGCCUGACACACAGCGUGUGCUCCAUAAACAGGAGGGCUGCUGUUCUUCGAUAUGGGCAAAUAUUGGUUUCCUUUUCCCUAAGGGGCCACUGUUCUUUCCGCUCCAGAAAACUGUUCAAUUCUGUGCUGUCAUGUUUUCUGAUGCCUCCUGUGCAUGGGUAUACAUUGAUGGGGAACAAAAGAGAGAACAGAACUUUCCUGGGAAGCUCAGUGGCAUCCCAAACCUAGUAGUGAUGGCUAAUGUUUAUUGGAUGCUUGCUGAGAGUCAGGCAAGAUGAGAGUGCUUUACAUGAACGUAGCUCAUCCUUACAACAGAUGAGAAAGCUGAAGCCCAGGAGAGGUCAAGGGCCCUGGCCAAAGUCACAGGCAGGCCUAAGAGUGGUGGACCCAAGUCUGUCUAAUGUAAAUCCUGAGCGUUUAGCUCUAAAGCCUUUUGAGCCCAGAAGGAGUUGAAUGGCAGCUCCUACCUACAAAGCCCUCUCUCUAGUCUUUGCGUUGAUGUGGACUCUGAGGCAGGACAAAGAACCUUCCAAAAGGGUUGGCUGCUCUUCUGGGCCACACUGGACUAGCCAGUUCUUCUCAUUCAUGUAUUCAGCAAAUAUUUAUCAAGAACCACUGUUGGCCCUGUCCAGCACCUGAAUAUAGCUCUGAACAAGUUAGUUUCUGCUCUUAUGGUGCUAACAGCCAUAUGGGAAAGACAAGUAAGUAAGCAGUUACAUUAUAAGGGUGAGUGCUGGAAAGAUGACUAGGUGUUAGCCACUGAAGGAGGGCGAGGGCUGGGAAGAAUGUUCAAGAUCAGAGAACAGCUGUGCAGAGGCUUGGAGGAGAAAGAGGUAUUGGGAGUGCAGAGGCUUGAUCAUGCUGGGCUUUUGGGUCAAUUUGAGGAAGGUCGGCCUGGGUCCUGAGCGCCAUGGGGAGCCACAGAAGGGUUUUGAACAAGAGAGUGGCAUGAACAUAUUUUACAGGCUGGUCUGGAAGACCACCUGAAAAGCAAGAGGUCAUAUUCUCACACACACACUCAUUUGAGGCCACUGGGAGGUGAAAAGGGCUCCCGUGCGACCCGAAUUCCCAAAAGUGAAUCAGCCUGGAGCUGAUCCCAAACAGAUUCCUGGGCCCUGUGCAAGACUUAGUGAAGAGUCUUUGCUCUCAGAUGAGUUUUUUGGGCUUAUUUAUUUAUUUUGGCUGCGUUGGGUUUUCGUUGCUGCGUGCGGGCUUUCUCUAGUUGCGGUGAGAGGGGGCUACUCUUCCCUGUGGUGCACAGGCUUCUCAUUGCGGUGGCUUCUCUUGUUGCAGAGCACGGGCUCUAGGCACAUGGGCUUAGUAGUUGUGGCUCGCGGGCUCUAGAGCGCAGGCUUAGUAGUUGUGGCACAUGGGCUUAGUUGCUCCACGGCAUGUGGGAUCUUCCCGGACCAGGGCUCGAACCCGUGUCCCCUGCAUUGGCAGGCAGAUUCUUAACCACUGCAUCAUUUUGAUGGCAGCCAGGUUUGGGAAUACUGAAAUUGGAUGACUCAGAGUUUCAACUAGAAAUGUUCAUAUGUCUAUUUCCCCCAGAUUUGCCAAGUGGGGCACUGACUGAGUGACUAUCAUCCUGAGGUUCAGUUUUCUCGAAAAUGGGGAGCUGGGAGAGGUUUGAACUAGACAAUACUCAGAGCAAUCCUAUGAAGCAGGUAUUGUUAUCACCCCCAUUUUACAGAUGAGAAAACCGAGACUUGGAGAGGUUCAACAACUUAGCCCAAACCACGAAGCCAGGAAGUAGCUGAGUCCAAGUUUAACCUCUACAUUAUAUAGAUUUUUAUGGGUCUCUGUGUUUUCCCAGAAACUGGGCCAGGCUUGCCGGGACCAUGAGGUAUAUGGGAAUGGACACGGAGAGCUGGGUAGCAUCCAAGACUGUGUGGGCAUCCUGCUACAGAUGUGAUGUCUAAAAUCUCCCCUUGUGGGGCUAAUGUAGGGGGCAUGUGGGGAGUCUCCUUAGGGUAUUGUGGCCUAGGUAGUUGUGCUGGGCUCCAUGGACAUGUGAAGGAUUAGAUCCAGUCCCUGUGCCUGAGUUGCUCCCAUCUGGCCAUAGCAAGGCGCAUAAACACAAAGUUAUGGUACAAAGGGAGGCCUGCUCUCCCAGAGGGGCUGAAGAGACCAGAGGAGGGAGCCUCUAGCAGCCGGCGAGUCUAGGAAACCUUUCUGCAAGAGGAGCCUUUUGAACUGGGUCUUGCAGGAUGAAUUAGAGUUUUGUAGUCAGGGAUGAGGAGGGAAGACAUUCAUUUCAGGCAAAAGGACCGACCAGCUUAGGCAAAGGCAUGGAAUGCUAUGUGUGUGUGGGAUAAUGGGAAGAGCAGAGACUGGAGAGAGGUGACAGGCUAGAACGGGUAGAGGGGAAAUAAAGGAGAUGUGGCUGGAAGGGAGCCAUGGGUUUAAGUUGGAGAGUCCAUGGUUUUAUUUAAGUGUUUGAAAGACUCUUUGGCCAACAGAAUAGAAAUGGACUGGAGGAGGCAAUGGAAGGCAGAGAGACCAUUGAAGGGAGUUGCCAAGGUGGUCCAGGUAAGAGAUGAUGAUGAAUUUGAGAGACAUUCAGGAGGCAUAGGUGCUAUAAACUGGAUCUGGGGAAUAAUGCAGAGAUGAAGAGGCCUUGAAGGUGUCACUCAGGUUUUUGGCUUGGUGAGUAAGUAAUGCCAUAAAUGGACAUAGGACAUUACAGAAGGAGGAGUAAAUUUGAGGAAUACUAAACAUGCUGGUGAUCAAUUACCAAGCACUUAGAAGGUGCCAUAUACUGUAAAUGCUAAGCAUUUUAUACACAUUAGGUGAUUUAGUACAGAACAACCAAAGGGGGGUGGGUACUAUUACUGUCUUUUUUAAAACAAUGAGUGUAAACAGCUUUUCUGAGAUUAGCAGGCAGCAGGGUUAGGAUUUGAACCCACAACUCUCUGAUUCCUAAAUCUGUGCCCUGCAGCCCCACUCAGUUCUGCCUGACAGAACUGCUAGCCACUACUUGAGACUUAGCUCAAGGGCAGGUUCCUCUGGGGAGCCUCCCCUGAUUCUUCCUGGGGCUCCUUCUCUGUGCUACUUGUGCAUGCUCCCGUCAUCACAUUUCUCACACUCUCUCGACAUUUUGUAGACCCCUCUGCUUCCCUGUUAGUCAGACAACUCUUGGGGGAAAACACGGUCCCAGUCAUCUUUGCAUCCCCAAUGCCUAGCACAUGUUAAUUGGCUGACUGAAUGCUAGUUAUUCUGGGCAAUUCUGUUCCCUUGUCCUCCCUCAGUGAACACGUUCUGCUAAUAAUGGUUUCGUACACAUUUCUUUAUUCUUUAUCUGUUCCUUUUUCUCCACCUCCAUUGUCAGAGCUUAGCAUUGAGAUCUUUGAGAUCAUAAAGGAAGGGAAUCUACCCUGAUAAUGCAAUCUAGGAGGCUUCCUACCAAGGUGUCCCUUGAGCUUGAAAAACAAGACAGAGCUACUUUGGUAAAGAAAGGUGGGAAGGGCACUCCAGGUAGAUGAAAAAGCAUAAAUAAAGGCACAGAGGUGUGAAACAGUUUGGUCUGCGUGGGGGAGGGGAAUAAGAGGGGUUUAGUAUGUGUUACCAAAGGUAAAUAAGUACGCCUGCCUGAGACUAGUGGAAUGAAGGUGGAAAGACAGGGCUAGGUGGGGGUGUUAUGGAGCUUAAGCUUUGGUGUUUUUUUUUCUAUAUGUGUUAAAGUAGACAUCUGUACAGGGCGCAGUGGGGACACAGAGGAGGCAGUGAAUACUUGCACCUAAGGGGUCAAGUAAGACAGGUUUUACUAUAUUUUAAUUAUUUGUACACUAACAAUAGUACCAUUUAUUUCCCUGCUUGUUAUGUGCCAGCACAGCACUUUGCAUACAUUGUUUCAUCAACUCUCACAACAUCCUGUGAAAUAGGUGUUAUUACCUCUAUGCAUAAGAAGGAAAGGAGGCUCAGGCAGAUUGACAAUGUUCCCAAGGUCACGCUGCUAGAAAGCUAGCCCAGACCAGAAGAGUUCUUAAGAGUUCUAGAUUUUACUCUGCUGAGACCUUCUUGAGGUCAAGGAUCAUGUUUUUUAUUUUUCUGUGCCCAGACCAAGGUCUUAGAAGAAGCCUAAUAAACAUCAGUUGAAUACA